AUGGCGUUCCAGGAUUUCGACCUGAUUAAGGAACGACGAAAGCAAGAGAGGCAGCAGAAGAUAAGGAGAAGGAUCACAACUGCUAUUGUGUCGAGUGUUGUCGUCCUUCUUGUGGUUGCUGCUGCAAUUGGUGUGGUUUUUUACAAUGAGAAAAGUGCGGAUACUACUCGUGAGGAGCCGAAGAAAGGAGCCCACUCGGCCCCGAAGCCUGUGAUCACAGCAGAAAAGGCUGUUAAAACAGUAUGUGCAGGUACAGAUUACAAGGAAACAUGCGAGGAUAGCCUCUUGAAGACAGUAAAGGGUAAUGCAGCCACUCAACCGAAAACAAUCCUCAAGGCUUCAAUGGUUGUUGUUUCCAAGGGGAUUGAUGAAGUUAUUGGUCAUGCUAACACUAUCAAAUUCGACACGCCCCUGAAAAAGGCUGCAUUUGAUGAUUGUUUAGAGCUACUGAAAGAUGCCAAAGAAGAAUUAAAUAGUUCCAUUUCGACUAUUGAAGACACGAAUUUGGGAAAGAUUUCCUUUAAAACGCCUGAUAUUAAUAAUUGGUUGAGUGCUGUAAUGUCUUACCAACAAACGUGUAUUGAUGGAUUUCCCGAUGGAGAGGAGAAGGCUGCAAUGAAGAAAGUCUUGAAAACUGUUAAGGAACUUGGCAGCAAUGCCUUAGCCAUUGUCUCACAAGUUUCGUCCAUCUUUUCCCAACUUCAAGUACCUAAUCUCAAACGAAAUCUUUUAGCAGAUAACGAUAGAUUCCCAACAUGGAUGAACAAGGAAGACCGGAGAAUUCUUAAAGCAGAUGGCCCGAAGCAGACUCCAAACGUGACUGUGGCGAAAGAUGGUAGUGGAAAUUAUACAACCAUUACUGCAGCGUUAAAAGCACUGCCUCAAAAGUAUAAAGGACGAUACGUUAUUUAUGUCAAAGAAGGUGUUUAUGAUGAGAAUGUUAUAGUUACCAAAAAGAUGGAAAAUAUUACCAUUUAUGGUGAUGGAUCCCAGAAGAGCAUUGUCACUGGCAAGAAAAAUUAUGUUGAUGGGGUACCAACAUUCCAAACUGCAACAUUUGCCGCUGUAGGUGAUGGAUUCAUGGCCCAAUCUAUCGGAUUCAGAAACACGGCUGGUCCAGAAAAGCAUCAAGCAGUGGCUCUUCGCGUGCAGGCUGAUCGCUCAAUUUUUAUUAAUUGUAGAAUGGAGGGGUACCAGGAUACCCUAUAUGCUCAAACUCACAGACAAUUCUAUCGAAGCUGUUACAUUACUGGUACAGUUGAUUUCAUAUUUGGUGAUGCAGCGGCUAUAUUCCAGAAUUGCAUGAUCUAUGUGAGAAAACCAAUGGACAACCAACAAAAUAUUGUGACUGCUCAAGGAAGGGUAGACAAAAGGGAAACCACAGGGAUUGUGCUGCAAAACUGUCGCAUUUUGCCAGAUGAUAAACUCGAGCCUGAAAAGGCCAAAAUCAAGAGUUAUCUUGGCAGGCCGUGGAAGGAAUACUCAAGAACCAUUGUGAUGGAAACGGAGAUUGGUGACUUGAUUCAACCUGCGGGCUGGCUAGAAUGGGAUGGUGAUUUCGCGCUCAAGACACUCUAUUACGCAGAGUAUAACAACAAAGGACCGGGAUCUAGUACUUCUGGCAGAGUCAAGUGGUCAGGUUACAAAGUGAUUAAAAGGGAUGAUGCCUUGAAAUUUACUGUUGCUCCCUUCUUGCAAGGCGAAACUUGGUUGAAGUCUUCCCAAGUUCCUGUGCGCUUCGGGAUGUUCAGCUGA
Fraxinus pennsylvanica is the source of this 1755-nucleotide messenger RNA. The record is from the annotation of a GenBank genome assembly. NCBI's taxonomy places the organism in Eukaryota, Viridiplantae, Streptophyta, Magnoliopsida, Lamiales, Oleaceae.